AUGACCUUAGUAUCCUCCAGUAAAAGAAAACCAUCGGAUUGUUUUUACGCGGCAGCAUUCUGCUUGCAUUUUUUGCUUUGGAUUUCGUGUGCCGUGUCCGGAGAGGGGGAUCAUCAGUUCAGCGUUGAGGGAUGGCUACAGAGGUAUGGCUACCUUCCCCGCACAGAACCAGGCAUGUCUGUCCUGUGGUCGGCCCAAACCAUGCACUCUGCCAUUGCUGCCAUGCAGCGUGUCUAUGGUCUCAAUGUCACAGGGACACUGGAUGAGAAAACCAAGGAUGAUAUCACUCUGAGCUGGAUGCAAAAACCCCGCUGCGGAGUUCCGGACACAUUUAGAAGUGCACCGAGGUCACGGAGGCGGAGAUACGCUCUGACAGGACAGAAGUGGCAGCGUACACACAUAACCUACAGCAUAAAAAAUGUUACCCCGAAGGUGGGCGCACGGGAGACUCACGAUGCCAUCCGGCGGGCGUUUGACGUGUGGCAGGGUGUGACUCCCCUACGCUUCGAGGCCGUUCCAUACAGUGCCCUGGAGACUGGCAGGCGUGACGUGGACAUCACUAUCAUCUUCGCUUCAGGUUUUCACGGUGACAGCUCGCCCUUCGAUGGGGAGGGAGGAUUCCUUGCCCACGCCUAUUUUCCAGGCCCAGGCAUAGGAGGAGAUACACACUUUGACUCAGAUGAGCCUUGGACGCUUGGGAACCCCAACCAUGAUGGUAACGACCUGUUCUUGGUUGCGGUUCACGAGCUGGGCCAUGCUCUCGGUCUGGAGCAUUCAAAUGACCCCACUGCUAUCAUGGCUCCUUUCUACCAGUACAUGGACACAGAGAACUUCAAACUACCUCAUGAUGACCUACAGGGCAUCCAGAAAAUAUACGGUCCACCGGAUAGAGCGCCACAGCCUACCAGGCCCCCACCCACAGUCCCACCUCCUCGCUUUCACCCACCCUCUGACCCACGUAAACACGAUCGCCAUGCCAGACCCCAUCGCCCCCCACAGGGCGCCAAACCCUCCAACCCGAACUCCAAACCUAACAUCUGUGAUGGAGGCUUCAACACUCUGGCCAUCCUCCGAAAGGAGCUUUUUGUGUUCAAGGACCAGUGGUUCUGGAGGGUGCGAGACAACUCGGUAGUUCCUGGCUACCCCAUGCAGAUCAACUACUUCUGGAAGGGCUUACCUCCCAAAAUUGAUGCAGUGUAUGAAAACAGCGAAGGGAAGUUUGUUUUUUUCAAAGGAAAUCGUUUCUGGGUCUUCAAGGACACAACUCUCCAGCCUUCAUACCCUCAGGACAUCUCACUGUUCGGGAGUGGCAUGCCCACACAGAGUAUUGAGACAGCUGUCUGGUGGGAGGAUGUCGCCAAAACCUACUUCUUCAAAGGAGACAGAUACUGGAGGUACAACGAGGAUAUGAGGACCAUGGACCCAGGUUACCCUAAACCCAUCACCAUCUGGAAGGGCAUCCCUGACUCACCACAAGGGGCUUUUGUGGACAAGGCCAAUGGUUUCACCUACUUUUACAAAGAAAAGGAGUACUGGAAGUUCAACAACCAGCUGCUUCGUGUGGAGCCUGGCUACCCUAGGUCCAUUCUGAGGGACUUCAUGGGCUGCGACGGACUACCUGCCGACCCCGACUGGGACUGGAGCCCCCCGGUGGCAGAGGAGCGCCACUAUGACAACGGUGACGCGGACGUUGUUAUCAAACUAGACAGCGCUGGAGGUACGGAGAAAGCGGUGGCCAUUGCUAUCCCAUGCGUUCUGGCGCUGUGCAUGAUGGUCCUCCUCUACACGGUUUUCCAGUUCAGGAGGAAGAGCACGCAGCGCCACAUACUGUACUGCAAACGCUCCAUGCAGGAGUGGGUCUGAGGGAUUAUUAUUGCACUGUAUAGAGAGGGUUGUGAAGCUCUGAUAAAGGUCUAGUUAUUGCUUGAAACCCUAAGUACAGUAAGCACUGUAAGGGGUGCAGCACAUGGGGUUUGCCAUGUAGGCAAAUUUCAGAACUGCUCAAACUCAUAACAUGCAAGCUGCAAAGAAUUGAAACAAUCAGCAGAACUCAACUGAAGACGGUGCUGGAGCCACACCUAUGUCUAAUUAAUAUGUAUGUAUCAGCUUUGACUUUUUCUGUAUCUUGGAAUGAACUCAAUUAAGUGAGACAGAGUUCAGCUUGUGUAAGUGGGACCUUUGUCUAUCCCCAUCUCUGCACGCCACUUAAAAAACCCCAAGCACUAACUUCGGUGGACAAAUUAGAUAUAGGCUUCUACUUUACUUUCAUUUCUUAAUUAAAUUGCCCUGAGCUGUGCUUUCCUUAAUUUAGGGUCCCCUGUAAAAGAUUAUUCAUUGUGUUGAGGACUCAUACACGAACCAAAUAUGACCUUUUCUUCCAAAGAGGAUUACUGCUCGAUGUGUUGUUUUGAUGGGAUAUUUUUCCUCCGUAGAUCAAACUUUGUGGACCAUACUCUGAUUUUCUUUUGCCAUGUCUAUUCAUAUCCACCCGUCUGCUCACUAAUCUGUUGGGAUAAGACGCAGCCGUUAGAGGUAGGAAUUCAAGACUGUUGUGGAGUAUAGCUCCAAAACAGAGGCCAAAAAGACCUCUCUGCAAUAUUUAUGAGACUGCCUUAAUCACACAUUGCUUAAAUUUCCCUUUGCUUUCUUUCGCCAUUUCUCUGGUCCAUAAGUUGGAUACUGAGUGACACAGUGGGAAUAUUAACAGUCCAUACAGGCAUUAAUUACUGCCCAAACAAAGCAGUAUUUGAGGACAGUUUGAUCCACAAACAGGUUUAUUGUUCCUGAAAUGUGCUAAGCUGUGCCUGGUGGGAAGUAGGCUAUCAGCUUUCAUUUAUGUCACCACCUGAGGGUAUGAGAGAAAAAGAGGUUUGUGGUACACUGUAAAAAAAAAAAAAAAAAUCUGUAGAAAAAUGGAAAAUGUACUGGUAAUUUUCUGCCAGUACAUUUUUUAAACAGAAAUUUAGAAAAAUGGUCAAAUUCAAUGGGUGGUUAAAAAAAUACAGAAAAAACAUCUGUAAAAAAUUUAUAUAGAAAAUUCCUUCAUGUUAAGACAUACAUUGUACUGCAUUUUUACAGAUUUUUUUUUACAGUGUAGGUAGGAGAAAAAGGAGAGUAAUUACCCACAUUACAUAUGUACUGUAUUGUAGUAUAUUGAACAACUAACAUCCGUUUUUAUCUGCUGAGUUUGGAUAACAGUACUCUAUUAAUCCAUGUAUUUUAAAUAGCUUUAGAAAUCCAUGUUAUGUUUUGCUUUGUUUUUGGGGAUUUUUUUGUACAAGGUUUGUAAUUUUACAUAAUAUUUCAUAUAGAGCAGGGCACAAAGGAGGAAAAUAACUACAUCCACCUGUUUUUUUUUUUUUUAAUGAAACAACUUUCUUUAUAGAAGCAAAUAAUCUGCAUCUCCAGUUACCACAAGCACAACAAGCUUGUAUUAGUGGCCAGUGCUGUUGCCCAGGUUGCUCCAUCUUCUCACUACUUUGUGCAAAAUGUUUUUGAUGCAUAGCACUGCUGUAAUAAAUAAAAAAUAUGUCUAAACAUUCAGAGGAAUUAAAUAGCAGAAAUAAAGAAACUAACACUUUGGAUAUCUGAAAAACGCUUAACCAGUUUGGCCUGUGUUUAGCAGAACCAGGUUGUUUUAUGCAAUCUAACUCUAACUAACCACGAUACAGACACUAUGUUACAUUAACAAUUUACUAAUCCCAGUUUAUAGAACUAAUAAAAAAAUGGAAUUAACAGGAAUAUUGGAAAAACAAAAAACAGCUAAAUUUAAUCUAAAAUAUUUCUCAUAUAUAGUAUAAUAUGUGUUAUUUCAUGUAUGCAUAGUACAUAUAUAAAUCUUAUGAAUUUAGGAAACAAAACAGCAUAAAAAGAGGCUCUCUUUGAGGUGAGAUGGAGCCAAACUGAGCAAAAGCUUUUCUAUCACCAUAUAAUGUGUUAUAAAUGCAAUACAGCCUGGAUCUGAAUUACUAUGUUGUCUUGCAAUUGCCUUUGGUCUGCCAUACAUGUAACGAUGUGGUUGUGUGGUGUAUCAUUUCUCAGAGUUUGCCAGAUCAUCCGUCAGCGUCCCUGAUGUGAUUUUAGUUGUUUUUACUACUCUUUUACUUGAAAUGGUCAUCAGCACCAACUGUACAGGAUAUCUUACAUAACCCUCCGAUGAUAAUGAGGCAAUGCCAUUUUAUAACAUAUCAGAAAGGGAAUUUUAGAUUUAAAAUGUUUUAAUCUUUGAAUGAUCUACCGAAGGGUACAUUAAUGGAGCUAUGAUUGAUGGGUUAAACCUUCAUUCAUCAUAAUUUGUAACAGAUGAAAGCUUAAAUCUUACGUGAUGGCAGUGCAGGCUGUGGUUAAACUAGGAUGGCAUUCUUUCACAGCUGACCAUGGAUCAUCCUCAUACCAGUCUUUCCCACAGUAUUUAAAUGAAGUGGCUGAUUCAGAAUUGCAUUUUCCUGCUGAAAGCAUUGGCAGUCAUGCUAUAUGAUCCAUGUGAAACGACAAGCUUCCUAUCUGUCCUUGCUGUUCCGGUUUUCAUGCCACAGUCAAAAAUUAUGAAAGAAAAUGUAAAGAAAUGAGCAGCUUUGCUUUCCUGAAGCAGUGCUAAAUCGCUGUGCACAUCAGUCCAUGUUGAUCCAUGAUCACUGUAACUUAAGGUUGAAGCAAAAGCCUUUGGCUCAGUGUCGUGUAUGAUGUCCUAUCAGUUUGUGUGUUUGUGGUGAGGGUCUGAUGGCUCCAGAGAGUGUGAAGUGAGGCAGGUCAGUACUGUAUUUAUUGCCGUAUUUAUUCCUGUGUGCUCAGAACCUCAACUCUUGCAUUGCAUUGUACUGAGGGCAAGAAGCUGUCAA
Messenger RNA from Archocentrus centrarchus (flier cichlid), 4838 nucleotides. RefSeq names its product matrix metallopeptidase 16b (membrane-inserted) (gene mmp16b). Bases 1 to 1863 code for a protein of 620 amino acids. Lineage: Eukaryota; Metazoa; Chordata; Actinopteri; Cichliformes; Cichlidae. Gene Ontology annotation, cellular component: plasma membrane; extracellular matrix. Gene Ontology annotation, molecular function: zinc ion binding; metalloendopeptidase activity. Gene Ontology annotation, biological process: collagen catabolic process; skeletal system development; extracellular matrix organization. The record is from RefSeq and is a predicted model, not a curated record. The transcript is spliced from 11 exons.